UUCAGCUCUUACUUGCUGAAAAUUAAGUUGUUCUUUUUAUUUCUUCUAAUAAAAGCUGUAAUUAAUGAGAAAAAUCUUUUUGUCUGACACUGAAUGUUCUCGUUAAUAUAUCUGAAAUCAAUUUUACAAAGUUUAAAAUAAUUAAAAAUUAUUACAAAGAGCAAAUAACCCAAAUUAAAGUUUAAAUAAGAAAAAAUAAAACAACAAAGAAAAAAUUAAAAAAGAAAAAAAUAAUAUUUUUCUUAAAUUAUUGAAGUUACGUUUAUUUUUUUAAGAAAAGUGCUUUGUUAGUGAUUAAAGUUUGGUUUGAGAUCGACACAUUCAAGAGUUAAAUAGCUCUUAUAAUAUUUAAGAGUAGAGUUCCAUAUGAAAUUUUGAAUCUUUAAGUUUUCUCUUGUGGUGAAUCACUCGUGAAAAAAAAUAUAAGAAAACAAAAUGCAGAAACCAACAGUAGAUAACAAUGACAAAAUGUUGAAAGCUUUACGCGAAUUAGUAGCAUCUGGAAGUAAUCGUCAAUGCUUUGACUGUGGACAAAAAGGUGUUACAUAUGUUAAUAUGACAUGUGGAUCAUUUUCAUGCACAUCAUGUUCAGGAAUACUCCGCGGUUUAACUCCUCCACAUCGAGUCAAAUCAAUUUCGAUGGCAAAAUUUACAACCGAAGAACUUGAAUUUCUGCAAAAACAUGGAAAUGAUGAAUGUUCAAAAACAUGGCUUGGUCUAUGGGACUCAAAGAGAGUAAUUAAGCAAGAUCAACGUGACUUUAUAAUUGAUAAAUAUGAAAAGAAAAGAUAUUAUCUUGAGUCUGCAAGUCCUUUAAAAUCGAUAAGCACAGCAAUCCAACAACAACAAAAUUCUUUUUCUAAUGAAAUCUCAAAAACGAACAACAACAAUGGUUUAAAUGAUAAACAACAAAAAUCUAUUCAGAUAAAGCCAACAGCAAUUUACAGUCGUCAUCGCACUCAAAAUGGGCUCAACAAUGGAUCUGAUUGCAAUAAUAAUUUCUUUAGUCAGCAAAAUGUUAUCAACGGAAAGUCUCUUGAACUCAAUUCGUCUCCAAACGAAAGCAUCAAGAGUAGUCAAAGCAACGAUUUUAUGGCUGACUUUAGCAAAGCAAACAUUUAUAAUUCUAAUAACAGCCUUAAUAGCACUGGAAGUGGUGGACAGAUGAAAGAGAAAAUGUCAAAUGGAUUUGCAACCAACAAUAUGUCGGAGAACUUUGCUGAUUUUGAGAACAACACAAUUUAUAAUGCCGGAGGUUUCCAUAAAAUGUCAAUUGGAGGAAACGCCAAAAAUUUUCUCAAAUCAAAUAACAAAGCUUUCAAUUCUAACAUGACAACGACGUCAACACCAACAGAAGAUCGCUAUGCUGCUUUAAAAGAUUUGGAUGAACAACUGAGAGAAGCUAAAUCUGUUACUAAUGAAAUUGAAACGAAAAAUUUGGCAAAUCCAUUUAAGAAGAAUCCAUUCCAAACAGUGACUCAAGAUCAUGAGCAGUUCAGAACUCAACAACCAUUUCAUAAUUGGACGAAUAAGAAACCCAUUCAAAUGAAUGGAAUUGAACCAUCGUUUAACUCUAACGAUUUUAUUAAUGGCUUUUAUUAUAAUCAUAACAUGGUCAAUGGCUUCAACUCUCAACAUUCAUCAUCAGACGACAAAAAUGGUUUUGGAAAUCCUUUUAUGACAAGUGGACCUGUCAACACAAAUAAUCCAUUCUUAUGAAAAGAAGAAGGAAAAUGAUACCAAGGAAACAAAUGUGACGCAAUUUCAUCCUGAUUAGAAAUUAAAUUAAAUUAUCUAAUAAAUAAUGACGACAGAAGAAGGAUGCAAUAAGUAAACUCUAAAAAAAUCCAAUCUAUUAACUAGUUUUAUGAUGAAUCUCUCACGAAAUAUUCUCGAAAGUUGUAACGUAACAAUGUUUAUUCUUAAAACAUGACUCGUGACACUAUUUUUUUUUUAAUAAUUUAAUUUAAGCAAAGUUAUUAAUAUUAUUAUUAUUUUUUCAUUUAUACAGGCUUUAGGAAGUCUUUUUUCCAUACAUUAUAUAUUUUUUUAUCCAAACAUUGUCGGCAUAAAUAUAUUUAUUUUAAUUAUGUUAUACUCUUCUUUUGGUGUUCUAAUAAAUUUUAUGGAAAACUUUCAAAGUUUUUGUUUAUGGAGAAAGCCUUGGAAAAGUAAGAAAGUGUGCUCUAAUGAUUAGAUUAGAUAAUAUGUAAUGAUGAGCUUGAAAUUUCAUAAAAACAGCAACGGAAUUCUUAAAAUUAGUGAUAAUAUUUCUCUAAAAAUUUAAAAUCUUGUACACAUAACUAGCUGUGCACAGCUUGUAUUUAUUUACAAAAUAUCUCAACUUGUGAAGUGUGAAAAAAAAUCACAAUAAAUGUUUAUGUUUGAUUCACAUACUGUCGAUGUCCUUCUAAAUAUUUUUAUUUCCAAUUUGCGUGUACCAAUGAAACUGUUAAAGUCUUCAAAAAAUAAAUUUUUAAAAUGCAUGCAGAACUAAUUUGUUUGCUGUUCCUCUCCAGUUCAUGAAUAUGAAGCUUAUCGCAUUCAUUACCAACACUUGUAACAAAUAUAUGAUUGAUAUGGAGAAAUAUUCUUCAUAAUGUUUUAUCAACUAAAACACUCUCUCUUUGCUCAAUAUUUAUUUGAAUUUAUGAAUGACUUUAGUUUUUAUGUGAGCUCCUGUAAAAUUGCUUCAAUUGUUAAAGAAAAUUUAAUAAAAAAUAUUUUGUUUAGUUUUACAUGAAA
Messenger RNA from Clunio marinus, 2745 nucleotides. Lineage: Eukaryota; Metazoa; Arthropoda; Insecta; Diptera; Chironomidae. The record is from the annotation of a GenBank genome assembly.